Emericellopsis cladophorae is the source of this 3741-nucleotide messenger RNA. RefSeq lists its product as uncharacterized. The record is from RefSeq and is a predicted model, not a curated record. The transcript is spliced from 3 exons. The coding region runs from base 1 to 3741 and encodes 1246 amino acids. NCBI's taxonomy places the organism in Eukaryota, Fungi, Ascomycota, Sordariomycetes, Hypocreales, Bionectriaceae. Gene Ontology annotation, cellular component: COPII vesicle coat; endoplasmic reticulum exit site. Gene Ontology annotation, biological process: endoplasmic reticulum organization; intracellular protein transport; COPII-coated vesicle cargo loading. Gene Ontology annotation, molecular function: protein binding; structural molecule activity.
AUGGUGCGCCUUCGCGAGCUUCCCAGAACGGCCACAUUUGCCUGGUCCUCCGGCUCUGGCAAGCCGCUCCUGGUCACUGGCACUAGAGCUGGAGCUGUCGAUGCCGACUUUUCGGACGAGUCCAAGCUGGAGCUAUGGGAUUUGGCACUGGAUGAUCAGCAGCAAGGACUAGAGCUGCAGCCGGUGGCGAGCAUUUCGACAGAGUCAAAGUUCUAUGACAUUGCCUGGGGACCUCCCGAUGAAGAACACCCGCUCGGUAUCAUUGCUGGCGCCCUCGAGAGCGGCUCCCUCGACCUGUGGGACGCCAAAAAGCUGCUUGCUGGUGCUUCGGACGCACUGAUUUCGCAGACUUCGAAGCACACCGGUGCAGUCAAAACACUCCAAUUCAACCCUCUCAAGCCCCAGAUCCUCGCUACGGGUGGUGCCAAAGGCGAACUCUUCAUCUACGACAUCAACGAUAUUGAGAACCCCUUUCGGUUAGGAAGCGCAGGCCGAUCCGACGACGUUGAUUGUCUGGCCUGGAACCGCAAGGUGUCACAUAUCUUGGCUACUGGAGGCUCUGGAGGUUUUGUGCAAGUUUGGGAUUUAAAGACCAAGAAGGCCACCCUUACUCUCAACAACAGCCGUAAGCCUGUCAGUGCUAUCGCCUGGGACCCCAACAACUCGACGAAGCUCAUUACAGCUACGCCCGAUGACAACCAACCUGUGAUUCUGCUCUGGGAUCUGCGAAACUCCAAUGCGCCCGAACGAACACUGCAAGGCCACGAGCAGGGUGUUCUGUCUCUCUCUUGGUGUUUCCAAGAUGCCGACCUACUCAUGUCCUCUGGUAAGGACAACCGCACCCUCGUUUGGAAUCCUCAAACCGGCGAGCAGCUUGGCGAGCUUCCUGAAGUGACCAACUGGACUUUCCAGACGCGCUUCAACCCACACAACCCCAAUCUCUCCGCCACUGCCAGCUUCGAUGGUAAGAUCACCGUUCAGACACUCCAAAACACCAACCCCGACACUCCGCAGUCUACCGCAGAGAAGAAUCUAGAUGAUGAGGAGUUCUUCCGCGCCGCUCAGACCCAGCCGCAGGGUGCGUCGUGGUCUUUGAACAAGGCGCCUAAAUGGCUUGAACGGCCUGUGGGUGCUUCUUUUGGAUUUGGCGGCAAGGUGGUCGUCUUCAAGGCAAACCCUACGCAACCUGGUCAGAAACGAUCUUCCAAGAUCGUCCUCUCCAACUUUUCGGUCGACAGUGACGUGUCGUCUGCCACCGAGAAGUUCCAAGCUGCCAUUGCCAAGGGUGAUGUCAUAGCCAUUUGCGAAGACAAGAUCGAGCAGGCCCAAACGGAAGAGGAGAAGGCAGACUGGAAGGUCAUGGAGACCUUGGCUAGCGGCAACACACGCUCCAAAAUUGUUGAAUAUCUCGGCUUCAAGGAAGAUGAGCUGUCUAACGGGCAGACUGACGCUGCAGAGAAGCAGGAUGCCGACAAUACACUGAAGACCAGCUCCGAGACUGAGGAGAAGAAGAACAACCGUCUGUCCACCAUGUUCGACGGCGGUGAUGCCGAGGGCGAAGAGGACUUCCUCUCGAACCUCGCAGCCACCAAGGGAGCUAAAACCGACAAUCCUUUCGAGCUCUUUAGCGACGCGGAUACGUCGAUGGAGAAGGACGUUACACAGGCUCUGAUACUUGGCAAUUUUGCAAAGGCAACAGACAUCUGUCUCAAGGAGGAGCGCAUGGCGGACGCUUUCCUUAUUGCCAACUGCGGUGGUCAGGAGCUGGUUGACAAGGUGCAAUCGGCUUACCUGUCUCGCAAGAGUGGCAUACCGAGCUACAUGCGCCUACUUGGCUCGGUCAUCGCCAAGAACCUCUGGGACGUAGCGUACAACGCCGAUCUUGCGGGCUGGAAAGAGACUAUGGCCAUUCUGUGCACAUUUUCCGACCCUGCCGAGUUCCCCGAUCUCUGCGAGGCUCUGGGCGACCGCAUUCAUGAAAAUGGGGCGCGGAAGGAUGCUGCUUUCUGUUACUUGGUUGGCUCCAAGCUGGAGAAAGUUGUGACAAUUUGGGCCGCCGAGCUUGAGGAGGCUGAGCAAGCUGGGAUCAGCAACGCUUCUGACUCGACCUUUUCAGUCCACGCCAGAUCUCUGCAGAACUUCAUCGAGAAGGUCACCGUCUUCCGUGAGGUCAGCAAGUUCUCGGACAGUGAGCAAGCACUCGAGUCUGGAUGGAAGUUGGCCACACUCUACGACAAGUAUACUCAGUACGCGGACAUUCUGGCAGGCCAUGGCCAGCUCGAAGCCGCUCAAAAGUAUCUCAGCCUCCUCCCUGGCAAAUACCCAGCAGCCGAGCUUGCCAGAGAGCGUGUCAGACUGGCCACCCAGAAGCCAGCUGCCCAGGCCACUGUUCGACAGCCUACCUCAGCUAGUCGCACCACGUCUCGUGCGCAGCCGCAGAUGGGAUACCAGCCUCCUCAACCCAGUAACCCCAUGGUGCCUACACCCAAUCCCUACGGAGGUUACUCACAGUCCCCAGCUCCGACGCCACAGCAACAGCAGCCUUAUGGAGCUCCUCAGCAGCAGUUCACUCCUCAAACGAACCCGUACGCGCCUCAGGGAGCUUAUCAGCCUCAACAGCCGGCUUAUGGUCAGCCCAUGGCUCCUCCCCCAGGCCCGCCCAGGGGUUUGACGCCAUCGGCACCGCCACCACCCAAGGCCAAUAGCAAUGAGAACUGGAACGACGUGCCUCUCGUGUCUAAGGCGGCGCCACCACGACGUUCAACGCCGAGCAUGGCCCCAAUGACCUCGCCGUUCCCGGGCAGCCAGCAAGGGCCAUCGGCGCCUCCACCUCCCGGCCCGUACGGUCAGCGCGCCGUGGCCAGCCCACCACCGCCUCCACCCAAGGGGCCUGCUCCUCCUCGCAUGCAGUCUCCUUUCACAGGUCCCCCACAGGCCGGACAGGGCCCUCCUCGCCCGCCCUCCACGGCUGCCAGUACGUACGCGCCACCGCCACCUCAAGCUGGUUCGACUGUUCAGUCGCCACCUGUUCCUCCGCCCAGCGGGUCCCCGUAUAAUGCGCCCCCUUCUGCGGCGCCUCCUUCGAACCGGUACGCACCGGCGCCUUCUGCUCAGCAGCCACCGUCGCAGCAGUCGCAGCCAACUUCGUUCCCGCCUCCUCCUCAAGGGGUUCGGCCUCCACCAACUGGUGCUUACGGAGCGCCGCCUCAAACGGGCACUCCCAGUAACCAGUAUGCACCGUCGCCUUAUGCGCCCCCGGUCGGUCAGCAGCCCGGGCCUCAGGGACCUCCCCAAGGUCCACCGAUGGGAGGUCGUCCUGGUCCACCCCCGAGCGCACCUCCACAGGCCACGCCGCCCCCUGCUCGGCCGACGCCCCCGCCAGCCGCGGCCAAGCAUCCUCCCGGCGAUCGCUCCCACAUCCCGGCGCACGCGCAAGAGCUGGUUGAUAUCCUCAGCAAGGAUAUGCAGCGUGUGGCUGCCGCGGCGCCAUCAACGUAUGCAGUUCAGGUCAAGGACACUCAGAAGCGCUUGAACAUAUUGUUUGACCAUUUGAACAAUGAGGAGCUCGUGAAGCCUGGGACUAUUGAGGACCUGACGCAGUUGGCGCGUGCUAUCCAAGGCAAGGAUUAUGCCACUGCUCAGAGAAUACAGGUCGAUAUCAACCGCGACCGUACAGACGAAUGCGGCAACUGGAUGGUUGGGGUGAAGAGACUCAUCAGCAUGAGCAAGGCUACUCCUUGA